This is a messenger RNA of Vitis riparia (riverbank grape), 1774 nucleotides long. Its product is annotated as molybdate transporter 1-like. NCBI's taxonomy places the organism in Eukaryota, Viridiplantae, Streptophyta, Magnoliopsida, Vitales, Vitaceae. The transcript has a single exon. Bases 74 to 1465 code for a protein of 463 amino acids. The record is from RefSeq and is a predicted model, not a curated record. Gene Ontology annotation, biological process: molybdate ion transport. Gene Ontology annotation, molecular function: molybdate ion transmembrane transporter activity.
UCCUUCAUUUUUUUUUCCUUAUUUAUUCUCUUCAUCUGUCUUCAUUCUCAACAUUAUAUGCCAGUCCCCUUCCAUGGAACCCCAACCCUGCCAAACCAUGGAUAACCCUAAACCAUUAUCGGGCUUUGCAGCCACCACUCUCCAGAAAGUGAGAAACAAUCUGGCUUUUCGAUCCAAAUGGUUAGAAGUGAAUGGUGCAAUGGGGGAUUUAGGCACAUAUAUUCCCAUAGUUUUGGCCCUGACACUAGCCAAGGACCUCAACCUCGGCACUACACUCAUCUUCACAGCUAUCUACAACAUCCUCACAGGCGCCCUUUACGGCCUUCCAAUGCCGGUACAGCCCAUGAAGUCGAUUGCUGCAGUGGCUAUAUCAAAUGGGUCAAGCUUUGGGAUACCUGAGGUCAUGGCCGCUGGAAUCUGCGCUUCUGGGGCUCUGUUUCUCCUGGGUGUAACUGGGUUGAUGGAGACGGUGUACAGGCUCAUUCCUUUGCCUGUUGUGAGAGGAGUUCAGCUCUCACAAGGGUUGUCUUUUGCUAUGACUGCGGUGAAGUAUAUUAGGAAAGAGCAGGACUUUUCCAAGUCUAAGUCUGGUGGGGAGAGGCAUUGGGUUGGGCUGGAUGGCUUGCUUUUGGCUCUUGUAUGCGCUGUUUUCAUAGUAGUUGUGAAUGGGGCAGGUGAAGAGAGCAGAGGAGGAGGGAGUGAUGAUGAUGGUCGUUUGGGGGGUGACGAAGAGAGGCCUGGGACGAGGCGCAGGAGGAGGUUGAGGAGAAUCAUAUCUUCUCUUCCUUCUGCUUUUAUUGUUUUCUUGUUGGGUGUGGUUUUGGCUAUUGUGAGAAGGCCUCAUGUGCUGAAGGAGAUGAAGAUUGGGCCAUCCCCUAUCAAAGUAGUGAAGAUAUCCAAGCAUGCUUGGAAGGAGGGGUUCAUCAAGGGUGCAAUCCCCCAAUUGCCUUUAUCGUUGCUAAACUCUGUGAUUGCAGUAUGUAAGCUAUCAUCCGAUCUUUUCCCAGAGAAGAACUGCUCAGUGACAUCAGUGUCAGUGACUGUUGGGUUGAUGAAUUUGGUGGGGUGCUGGUUUGGAGCCAUGCCAUGCUGCCAUGGUGCAGGGGGGCUAGCUGGGCAGUACAAGUUUGGGGGAAGGAGUGGUGGGUGUGUGGCACUUCUUGGUGUAGCCAAGCUGUUUUUGGGAUUGGUUCUGGGGAGUUCUUUGGCAAAGCUGUUGAACCAGUUUCCUGUUGGGGUAUUGGGUGUUCUGCUGUUGUUCGCAGGCAUUGAACUAGCCAUGGCUUCUAGGGACAUGGCUUCCAAGGAGGAGUCUUUUGUGAUGCUCUUGUGCGCCGCGGUUUCACUGGUGGGGUCAAGUGCAGCCAUUGGGUUUGUGUGUGGGAUUAUUGUGCAUUUGCUUCUUAGGCUAAGAAAUAUGACUAAGGAUCAGACAUGUUCUACAACAUUUGGGAACCAAGCCUAGUAGUACUUCAUAGCAAUUCCACCUUCUCCUACUUCUUAAAUAAGCCUUCUAGCUAUGUUUUCCUUCUAUUUUCCUUUUUCCUAAUUUUCGAAAAAGGCUUGUAUCUAUGUUUUCCUUCACCCUAUCUCUUUCUUUUUACUUUUCCUUCCUGUUUUCUCCCCUUCACAUUUUCCCUCAAACUUUCUAAAACCAUACUUAGCCUGAAAGAUCAAAGCUCGUACAACAAAUCAGUGUGCUAAAAAAACCGAAUAAGCCCAUCUAGUGUGGGCAGUGUAAUAACCCCAUCUAGCAAAUGAAAGCAAGCCCAAA